AUGAAGCUCCAACUUCUUCUUCUUGCUCUUGCUCUUCUGAUUGAGCCGGUGCACCCGAACCGUGCCAAAGCCAUUGAAUCCAACAACCGUGUAUUUAAAAAACCAGAUGGAGCGCAGAAAGCCGAGUUUUUGGGAAGUCUUAGUUGCCCUCUCAAAGUUGUUUGGUGUGUUCAACUGAUGUACAUUGAAGAAGACAUCCACAUUCACAACGUAGUUAAACAUCUUCCAUUCGUUUGCUCGAAUGGGUCACGUACACUGACAAACUACGCCUUCUUGGACUAUUACGGAACGGAUUCUCUUACAUUUGAUGAUUCAUUUGAGCCAGCAGUUAUACUUUGGCAUGACUGCUCGAAAAACAAUAACACAUAUCGCUACCACCACAAACAUUGGAGACAAUCUCACCAUUUCAAUUGUACUUCAUACAAGUAUGAUCUCAAUCUCUUUGAGUUGGGAGAAGCCACUGACCUCGACGACGUGUACAACAAGCGGUGGAACGAAAGAAACAGAAGGAGGACGAUUUACGGCAAGACGGUUUGGGCACCACCUGGAUUCUACGAGAUGCCUGCACCAUGGGGAAUGUCGCCAGCCAAAUUUCCAACGGAACGAUGUCUCAAAAUGGAUUCAGAUAUAAGAGUCCGACGUCAAACGUACGAAACUGCUCUCAAGAAUGAUUCUUAUGGUUCCUCUACUUCUGAUGUUUCCGAAAACUUUUCUUCCCCUGGAACCUCUCCAACCCCGGCCAACUCAACCACCCCCUUCUGA
Caenorhabditis remanei is the source of this 762-nucleotide messenger RNA. RefSeq lists its product as uncharacterized. The record is from RefSeq and is a predicted model, not a curated record. The transcript has 4 exons. Lineage: Eukaryota; Metazoa; Nematoda; Chromadorea; Rhabditida; Rhabditidae. The coding region runs from base 1 to 762 and encodes 253 amino acids.